GAAUGGUAUCACAUCAAUGGCUUCUUCCUACAAAAAAUACCAAAUCAGAGCUCGAAACCCUAACCCUAAAGCCUGCGUCUUGUUGGUAAUCGACAUGCAGAACUACUUUUCCGCCAUCGCCAAACCAAUCCUUCCAUCAAUCACCGCCACAAUCGACGCAUGUCGCCGUGCUUCCGUUCCGGUCAUCUUCACGCGCCACUGCCACAAGUCUCCUGCCGACUACGGCAUGCUCGGAGAGUGGUGGAACAACGAUCUGAUCAUGGACGGCACGCCGGAGUCGAUGCUGAUGGCGGAAUUGGGGCGGCGGGAGGAGGAGGUGGUGGUGGAGAAGAACACAUACAGCGCGUUUAGGGGAACGCAGCUGGAGGAACGACUGAGGGAUAUGGGAGUGGAGGAGGUGAUCGUAACGGGGGUGAUGACGAAUCUGUGUUGUGAAACGACGGCGAGGGAAGCGUUCGUGAGGGGGUUCAGGGUGUUUUUCUCGACGGAUGGUACGGCGACGUCAUCGGAGGAUUUGCAUCAGGCGACGUUGAAGAAUAUGGGUUAUGGGUUUGCUUAUCUGGUUGAUUGCAAGACCCUUUUGCAUGCCUUAAUUUCUUCGUAAAUUUUCCUUGGAUUAAUUGUUGUUUUAAUUCAGAUGAAUGAUGUGUUUUGUCGUUUUUAGUAAUAAUUGCGACUAUGAAAUAGCUUUUGAUAAUUGGCCCAUUCUGUGAUUAUAGUUGUUGUUGCAAUUCCU
This is a messenger RNA of Cynara cardunculus var. scolymus (artichoke), 736 nucleotides long. Its product is annotated as nicotinamidase 2-like. The record is from RefSeq and is a predicted model, not a curated record. NCBI's taxonomy places the organism in Eukaryota, Viridiplantae, Streptophyta, Magnoliopsida, Asterales, Asteraceae. The transcript has a single exon. The coding region runs from base 17 to 604 and encodes 195 amino acids.